This is a messenger RNA of Vicugna pacos (alpaca), 1944 nucleotides long. RefSeq names its product dorsal inhibitory axon guidance protein (gene DRAXIN). Gene Ontology annotation, cellular component: extracellular region. NCBI's taxonomy places the organism in Eukaryota, Metazoa, Chordata, Mammalia, Artiodactyla, Camelidae. Gene Ontology annotation, biological process: Wnt signaling pathway; dorsal spinal cord development; commissural neuron differentiation in spinal cord. The record is from RefSeq and is a predicted model, not a curated record.
AGGGCCCAUGGCUGGGCCCGCCACGCGCGUUGCCCCCAUGCUGUUCUUCGCCCUCCUGCUGCUCCUGGACCUGAGUCUGGCAGAUUCCCUGGGACUUGGAAGCCCUGCUCAGGACCUCCCUGAGAAUCACAUCGACCUCCCAGGCCCAGCACUGUGGAUGCCUCAGGCCAGCCACCACCGCCGUCGGGGCCUGGGCAAGAAGGAGCGGGGCCGGGCCUGGGACGGGGCAGUGGUCACUGCCACCAGGCAGGCCUCCAGGCUGCCAGGGGCAGGGGGGCUGCUGCCUGGACAGAGUCCUGCAGGCCUGCUGCAGGACAAGAAUCUGCUGCUGGGGCUGACACUGCCCUACCCUGAGGAGGAGAACCGGUCUCCAGGGUCAGAAAGGGUGAAGAAACGCGGCAGGGAGCACAAGAGACGCAAGGAGAGGUUGAAACCGCACAGAGGCCGAGCCUUGGUCAGAGGCCCCAGCUCCCUGAUGAAGAAGGCGGAGGUCUCAGAAGACCAGGCACCAGAUGCCACGAUGGAGGAAUCCUCCACCAGCCUGGCCCCCACCAUACUUUACUUAACCACCUUUGAGGCGGCACCUGCCACAGAAGAGUCCCUGAUCCUGCCUGUCACUUCCCUGUGGCCCCAGGCUCAGCCCAGGCCUGAUGGGGAGGUGAUGCCCACACUGGACAUGGCCUUGUUCGACUGGACCGAUUACGAAGACUUAAAACCCAAGGUCUGGCCCUCUACGAAGAAGAAAGAGAAACACCGGGGUAAACUCUCCAGUGAUGGUAACGAAACAUCACCAGCUGAAGGGGAGCCCUGCGACCAUCACCAAGACUGCCUGCCAGGGACCUGCUGCGACCUUCGGGAGCAUCUCUGCACGCCCCACAACCGAGGCCUGAACAACAAAUGCUUCGAUGACUGCAUGUGUGUGGAAGGGCUGCGUUGCUACGCCAAAUUCCACCGGAACCGCAGGGUCACGCGGAGGAAAGGGCGCUGCGUGGAGCCCGAAACGGCCAAUGGCGACCAGGGAUCCUUCAUCAACGUCUAGCGGCCGGCGCAAGGCGCCUCCCCAGGCCUGGGGGCUGAACGCGGGAGGCUUCGUGAAGCCGGGCGAUUUGUUUAUAAGUAGCGGUGGCAGAUCAAACGGAGGACCCGAUGACUGAGGCUGCAGGCUCAGGGCCAGGACACUCAGCCCCGGGAGGAGAGCCCUGGGCGACCUGCCCCAGCCCACGAGCCGAGCAGCAGUACACCUGCAGCCACCACCUGGCCGAUGGGAGACCCACGCCGCCUGCGCAUCCCGUUGUCCGGGUUCUCCGCGAUGGCAAUGUCGAGAGUGCCCUCUACUGUCCGACAGUAGCACUGCAACGGCUUCAAGUUAAAAAAGAAAGCGGGUUUUGAGCUGGAAAGAAUGGAAACUCCCUGAGAGACAGGGAACCCAAGGGCAGGAGAUGAAUAUGCAGCGCUUCCUAUGUACCAGGCACUGUACUAAACGCGGGGCAUACGUUAUCUCAUUUAUUACGUGACCUUUUAAAGAAGGCAUGGUUACCAUUUUACAGGGGAGGAAACGGAGGUAGGGUUAUCCGACUUGUCCAGGCUCCCAGAUCAAUGCUCCUCCAACCUUCACCUGUGUAAGAAUCCCCUGGGGAUCUGGUUAAAAUGUAGAUUUCAAUUCAGUAGAUUCUGCAUUUCUAACAAGCUUCGGGGAAUGUGGAUGCUGGUGGACCAGGAACCCCAAUGAGAGCACCAGGUCCUAGGAAGUAAAGGGUGGAGCUGGCAUCUGAACCUGGACCUGUCGAGCUCCAAGGCCCACGACCUUGCUGCUCCACAACUAAGGACUUAUUCCAGGUUCUCCAUGGCUUUCAGUGAGACAUGUUCCCUCGUAGUUCCUUUUGCUGUGGUGAAGGCUGGACUGACUCUUAUCUUCCUUCCCUGUACAAAGUGUAUCAUUUUAAA